GAACGUCCAUUGAACCAUUUUCAAUUGAAAAAUUUCCUCUUUCGUCUUCGAAUUCACAAACUGGCCUACGGUUGAAAGCAGCUAUCAUGGUGGAAAGCAUACCAUUUGGAUCUGUUGCAGAGGUCAUGGAGUCGAGAUACCUAGAGGCAGCUAUCAUAUUGCCAGGGCCACCGGUGCAGAUUUUAGCUCAACGAGCAGCCCCAACGAUUGUGCUAAAAGCUAUGCAGCAAACUCGAGGGAAAUUCUACUUCGAAUGCAAAACUGUAACUGGCGGAUACAUGCAACUUGGAUGGGCUGACUUGGACUUCAAAGCCAUCAUUAACGAAGGAAAAGGUGCUGGUGAUGACGCUCACUCGUGGGCCUACGACGGCUUACGGUGCUUGAAGUGGCAUUCUAACAAGAAAGAAGGGUUUGGCAAAAAGUGGAAAGCUGGUGACGUAAUAGGCGCAGCAGUUGAUCUGGAUGGCUCACCUUCGGUCAGUUUCUCACUGAAUGGCGAUUGGGCGGAUAUGGGGGUUGCAUUCGACGGACUUAGACCAAGAGGGGCUGUGUACCCUUGUAUAACAUUGCUCAGGGGAGAAAGAGUUAAGCUGUUUUUGGGGGUUCGUGGAAAUAAAUUCAUCCACAGCCCGCCUUCUGAUGAGUAUAAACCGUUGACGGUAACCCAGCCUUUAAAAUCCAAUCAGCAGGAAAGUCGCUUCACGGGGUUUACCCCUGUUAUUGAAAUGGGGUUGAGCGAUCAUUCAUUCACCAUCUCAUUUCCGGGCGAAAUGAUGGUCAAUUUUAUGGGGAGAGGCUUGGAUUAUGAAGCGAAAAAGAACGCUUUGAUUCACGCAGGGUAUACAGAGACAAUGAAGCGGUGGAAUCAAUCUAAUGACGUCAUCACUAAGAAUACAGAGGGGAAAAUGUUGACAAAAGAUGAAAUAUUUGCAUUGAUUUGCUAUACUUUGGAGCAUCCUCCGGUUUACAGGCAUUUCAACAACGAUACUAGAAAGGGUUAUCAAGGGGAAGGCAUGGAUUUUCCCAUAUUAAGCCACCUUCUGCGUGAAGGGUGUAGGAAGAUUUUAGCCGGGUUGCCUGAAAACACACGUACUAGACAAGUGUACAGAGGGGUCAAUGUUUCGUUUAAUGCGAAAGUUGGGGAAAGUGUUCGAUUUGGCUCUUACAUAUCGAGCUCAGAAAGCACCCAGGUAGUGCAAGGGUUUAUGAAGGAUGGUACUGGCGGAACGCUUUUCAUCAUAACAUCAAAAAUUGGGGCACCGAUCAAAGCGUUUUCGCAGUACCCCGAAGAAGAAGAGGUACUGAUUCCCCCUUAUGAAACUUUUAAGGUUACAAAAAUCGAGCAGUCGAAGAUCUUCUUGGAGAGCAGUGUACCGGAUGACAGUAUUGCGCAAUAUGUAGAAUCUGGCGCAAUAACAUGGAACAAGUAACAUUUAAUAUGUUAAAUUGUCUUAAAAACCACCAGAAAUUAAUUGUUAUUCACAUGGAAAUAACUGUUUAGAAGUGUCGCCUUUCCUUGGGUUUGGCCUCGGUCCCAGUUCCCUCUCUUUGGGUAUCCACGUGCUGGUCACGUCUUCCGGUGGUGACGCCCGAAAAAACACGGUUGCUCAAGCAUAGUCAAGGCAAAGAGACAGUCGCGCAGUCAACAUGUAAUCUCUUAAAUUUAUAAUCAGUUCGCUUGUUUGUUGCUGAAUAUAUCGUAAAAAGUGAAACCACAACUACUCUAUGUUUUAUUUCUCGGCAUGCUCAACCCUUCUUCUCAACAAUAACAUUCCAGCCUUCUUUCAUGCAAUUGGCUAUUCUUUUUCUUCAGUUGCAGAACCUGGUUAGUUCACUUUAAAUAUCUAGAGAUACACUGGUACAUGCUUGGAAACAUAUUAUAAACGUUUGGUACAUUUGAGAAUGAAAAGCUUUUUAGCUGAGAAUCGAAAAGGUGACACUGAAGUUUCAGUCGACUUUUGAAGAAACAAAACAGUUAACUUUCAUCGAUAAUUUAUGCUUGUUGCUGAUAACAGCAAUGGAAUGUUUAUGUGGAAGACCAUUUAGAUUUUUGAAGAUAACAAGAGUUUGUUAAACGUAGCUUUUCAGGAUCGCAAGAUGAAAUCGAAUUGUUACCUAUGCCCUAUCAAAAUCUAUGUUCAAAUGACUUAUAUUUACGAAGAUCUAAAGCAAUUUUCAAACUACGACAAAACACCCAUUCAGGCAGCUUCUUUCUCUUGCAUGACAGGCUACUGACUAUAACUGAAAAUUUUUAGGACAAAUAUCUCCCACUGUUUCAU
Messenger RNA from Rhopilema esculentum, 2279 nucleotides. Lineage: Eukaryota; Metazoa; Cnidaria; Scyphozoa; Rhizostomeae; Rhizostomatidae. The record is from RefSeq and is a predicted model, not a curated record.